Messenger RNA from Empidonax traillii (willow flycatcher), 3745 nucleotides. RefSeq lists its product as uncharacterized. The record is from RefSeq and is a predicted model, not a curated record. Lineage: Eukaryota; Metazoa; Chordata; Aves; Passeriformes; Tyrannidae. Gene Ontology annotation, cellular component: precatalytic spliceosome. Bases 1054 to 2760 code for a protein of 568 amino acids. The transcript has 14 exons. Gene Ontology annotation, molecular function: zinc ion binding; double-stranded RNA binding; single-stranded RNA binding.
AAAGAGAAAGCCCUGAGACCCAAGACUGUCUAUUCCUGUUCUCCCAAGAAACAAGGCUUACGUUCCGGCUUUGUCAUCUGUUCCCCAGUAUCUUUUGAACCUCGCAGUCUUUUUGAACCAAGUUGAUCAAGGGUGCCUGAAAAUACAAAUCUGCACAGAGAAGAGUGAUGGUGUCAGUCCUGUACUGAGGGAGGUGCUGCAGGCUGAACUGGACCCUGAAGAAUCAACACACAAGGAAGAUACAUAAAAGCAUUGGUCAGAGGCAACCCUCUAAGAAACUGGACUUCGUUAUCUGCUCUCAUGGUUUUGUGUUGAUAAGAAAAUUAGUGCAAGACAUGUCAUUCAAGUAUGUGAACAAUUAUGAGAUGUUGCCUUCAGCAGAUGUGACUAUCACAUGUGGAUCUUCUCUUUUUAGAAACACUGGUAAUGGAGCUCCUUGAAAGAAUUUGAAUAAGUUGUGAAAAUUUAUAGGUCUCCUCAAAAUCCAGUGGAUUCAAGCACUCCGAAAUUAUAUUUGUACCUCAGCAACAAGAACAGAUCCAUGUGGCUAUGGGCAAGUGUUUUUAGUGAAAGACACUUUCUAUAGAUUUCUUUGAAUUUCUUGUAAAAAAUGAUCAUUAAAAGUAAUACUCAGUAGCUAAAGAGGUUCUUUCUUCAAGAUCAUAAAAUCCUGUUUUGGAGGAGUAAUAUAAAGGAUUCAUGGGACAGAAAGUGAGACUUGACUAAGGUGACAGAAGGUGUGGCAGCAAAACUAUGAAAAGAAUGGUGGAAUGCAGGAGCCUGUUACAAAUACCUACGUCUUAAGAAAACAGUCCUGUGUGUACUGCAAGCUCAGUGUCUCAUGGAGAAUUUGGGUUAAGAAUGUGUGCAUGCUACAAACACUGUAUCUUUGGAUAUGUGGUGACUUGGAAUCUUUUAACUGUGAUGUAUCUUACAGAACGAGAAGGGAGAAAUUAAAAUACCUGAUUAUUAAAGUGAAGAAUCUAGAUGUGAACCUUUGGUAAACAAGUCAGCUCUAACUUCUGCAGGAGUCCCAGCAUCACAGGGUACCACAUGUCAGAAACACUGCAAGGUCCCGCAGCUCCAGUCCAAACUCCGAUGAAGUAUGAAGCACAGAGACCAGUGAAGAGAGGACUUACAAAGUACAUAACCUGUCUGAAGGAUUUUAUGAAUGAUCCCAAAAGAGAAGAACCUCUAGUUGGUUUAGAACAUGUGGUUGAAAUCAGAUUUGAAGGAAGAAAAGAACCGCGUUAUGAGUGCAAGCUGUGUGAGCUUAAUACAGAGAUGGCACCCAUGAUAGAACAUCUUAGUGGAUAUAAACACAGAAGAGCAUACAUUACUAAGGAAUUUCCAGAUAAAAUGAAGAGAAAGACAACAGAUGUAAAAGAAUGCAAAAUCUCAUUUCUCAAACGGAUAGCAGGAGAGCUAGAGAAGACUGAAGGAUUAAAAAUGUAUCAGAUUGAAGGUUACAUAAGACCAAGUACCUCACCCCCAUCAAAGAAGAAAGCAAGGUGGGAAGAUGAUUAUAAGCAUGAGAAUGAUCCUUUUCGGAAACAAAAAGCCCUAGAGUUCUUGCAGGAGACUUUUCACAUCACCUCAGACUCAGAAGCAACACUUGUUGUUCGCAUCACACAGGAACUCACAGAGGCUUUGAAGGCCUUUUGUGAAAAGAAAGCAGCAGUUAAUUAUGCUAAUAGUCUGAGGCCACUGAUGUCAAUAUCUCAAGAUGAAUUUCCAGGAAAGAAAAGCAUCCCAAAACACUAUAAGCCAUAUGGAAAAUACAAAGGAAGUUCUAACUGGAAUCAAGGUUUUUUGUCUCAGUAUGAAGAGUACUCUGCAGAUGCUUCUUUUGCUCCUGCUCACUUAUACAGUUACCAAACAGAUGAUGGAUCAUCUUCCUGUCAUAUGACAUCUAAUGACAUUGCCAUGAUGUCUGCACUCAGGGACUCUUCUGCUCUUCAGACUGGAAGUCCUGCCAGUGGUGUCAGUGAAUGGCUGGGACAGUUCAGCCGAUCUGCAUCUGGCAGUAAUUCAGCUGGUGGGGCCUCUUCCUAUGAGACGAGCCCAGUGAGGGAGUACUCAGCAGAAUAUUUGUCCAGAGACGUGCAAGGAAGUGAACUCCGUGAUAACAGGCUCUCAUAUGGCAGGGAAAAUACAAAAUGGAGGAAUCAACAAGCGUGUACAAAAGCAUGGACUGUAAGUGAUCAAGGAUUAUCCUAUCCCAGUUCUACAGCCUCGUAUCCUUCAUCUGGGAGAUACUCCACAAAUGAUCCAUUACAAAGGUAUUCCUCUUACAAGAAUGAUGAGUCUGUGAAUACUUGUACAUCUUCUGCAAGUUCUGCUGUUUCAGGAAGAGGUGUCUCCAGGUGGCACCAGGACACCAGGUGGAAUGAGCGGAAUGAGGACUCUAGGUGGAACCAGAGCUUUAGCUGGAACCAGGAGUCUAGCUGGAAUCGGGAAUCUAGUUGUCAAGGAUUCAGGCAUCAGAAAGCAGGCUACAAGAGUGACUGGACUUCACAUCAGGACUCAUUUUCUGGCAGUGGUUCACACAGAGAUUACCAGCAGUUCAGAAGCUCAGAUAGGAUGUUUGACGAAGAUGAUGUUGGUCUUGCUUCCAACACUGUGAACAGACUACAAGGAAAGGAUAUACCUACAAUGACCAGGAUGCUCAAACAGUUGGCUCCGUAUUAUCCAGUACUUCAAAAACUAAAUAUUCAGACAUUAGUCAACGUGCUAGUAGAAACUAGAGGAAAAGACUGAGGAGCAACAACAGCUUAACUGGAAACAGAUGAAGAGAUUCAAGAGUCUCCAUCUCUUGCCUUUCAGGAAAGAGCCUGCAUUUAAUUCUGCAUUUAACUGGUUUUGGAAGGGUAAAGGGAGGUAGGGUUUAAUUUUUUAACCUGUAAAAUAUAGCUGGAACACAAACUUGCACAUAACGGAUGAACAUACUAUUUUGUUUAGGCUUUUUGUAAUGUAUUUGUUACAUCUUAGUAUAUUACAGAAAAAAUCUUUUGUUAUUUUUUGAAAAUAUGUUAAAGUUAUUCCAUCAGCAGAAAGACCUUUUAAACCUUUUAACACCCUUCCCAAUUCAGAAAAAAAGAAAAAAGAAGUUUUAUGUUACCUCCUUGAGAAGAAUAUUAAAAAAUACUGGUUUACUUUUCUUCACACAAACGUAAGGCCAAUUCUAUUAAUUGGAGGCUUUAUAAUUGGCAUAUUUUUAGAAAGUGAUACACUGCAUUUCUGUUUAGACAAGGAAAGAAUGUCACAGCAAAGCAAUCUGUCCUAAUGUGAUGCCAUAUGAGGAAAAUGUUAUCUAUUCUAGAACUGGUAGGUAAUAUGGCCUAUUACUUUCAUUUUUGCAUAGUAUAAAGAGGUUUGAAAUAUAUGCAGAUUUUAUUAUAUUGUUCAGAAUGAAAUUGCUAUAAAUUUACUUAAAAACUCAUUUGAUGGAUUGACCCGUCCUAAAAAUAAAAAAUCUUGAUUCUUUCUACUGGCAAAAGCUUAUCAAGAAAUAGUAGAAUCCAUAAGGCACUCAGAUAAAAUAACAGGAAAAAAAAUAAUCAAAAUGUCAUACUAACUGAGGAAUACUUACCAGUUCAUGAUGUUUAUCAGUGGUCUGUGUUUUUUUUUUCUUUUCCCCACACUUCUGGGCCGCAUGCUGAUAAAUUCCUGGCUUUGGAUGUCUGCUUUAUGUAAUUAAAACCACCUUACAUGGAGCUGACAUAAAGUAAAGUGAGACAGUUUA